Nothobranchius furzeri (turquoise killifish) is the source of this 1902-nucleotide messenger RNA. The record is from RefSeq and is a predicted model, not a curated record. NCBI's taxonomy places the organism in Eukaryota, Metazoa, Chordata, Actinopteri, Cyprinodontiformes, Nothobranchiidae.
AACAGCCUAUUCACAAGUUUUUAUUCAAAAGCUUUGAUUGACAAUAAUAAAUGAGUAUUUCUUUUUUAUUAUUUACAGCAACUCCAGAAGUUUCCACAAAGAGCAGCUCUCAAAAAAUCUCCCCUGAUGUGCAGGUGACAGGAUUUUACAGCAGUGAUCCUUGGGUGACAUCAUCAGUCCAACCGAAGCAGAGAGAAUCCAGGAAUCUGAUACCCCCACAGGUGACUGGCUGGAUCAAAGAGCAUCCAGAAAAUCCAAAACCAGACCCAGUUGUGCGACCUAAGGAGAAACACCAGUAUGAUCAACAGGUGAGGAGGUCAGUCAGGGUCAGGGAGCAGCCAUCAGCUCCACCCGUGGUCCCACCAGGGACAGACUCCCUGUUACUGACUGAGAAGCAAAAAGCUCUUUAACCUCAGCUGCUGUAAGAAAUUCAGGAUCCUUCAGAGAAAAUAAAUGAAAUGAGGAAAGAAAACAUGGAAGACAUCAGACCAACAGAGCAAAGCUGUCAGGUUAACAGGAAACAUGCUCCACCUGCUGUCCCACUGAGGAAGAAGAAUUCACCUUUAUUUAAGGCUGAAGCAAGGAAAUCUGAACCUAUGGCCAAGAAAGAAAUUCAGACAUAUUUACAAAGUGAGAAGAUGAAUAAAGAAGGAAUAGAUCACAUUAAACCACUGGAAACAAAUAGUGAGAAAUCAGCAGCAGCAGAGGAGGAUCUAGCACCAUUGCCUGGUCCCAUCACUGCUACCAUGAAGGUUAAAGAUCUGGCCCGAAUGUUUUCAGUCAUGAUGGAUGAAGAAAAAGCAGCAUGGCCAAAGGAGACAUUCAGAGAGAAACUCAAACACUCACAGGUGAAGCAUUUUGGUCAAAGGCUCUCAGCCUUCCAAACCCAGGAGCCAACAGCCCAACGAAACAUGGAGGAACAAAUAAGCAUGCAGAGUGCCACAGAUGCAUGGAGGACCCCAAAAGCUUCAGCAGCAGCAGAAGUAGUCCAACAGGAGACUCUAUCAUCAUUGUUUGGAGCUGCUAAAUCUGGAUUCAUCACUGGGAUGAAGGUGAAGGAACUGGCUCAGAUGUUUUCAGAGAAAGAAGCAGCAGCUAAGGAGAAAGACCCAGAACAUGAACUAAAUCAGGUUGAUGAAGUUCAAACUGAAGGGAUUUUACUAACCACACCUCAGACAACAGCCGUCCAACCUAUGGAGGAGCAAAAACCGACUCAGGCAUUAUCGGAUUCAACAAGUGUCAUCACCAGAUCAGAUCCUGCAGCUAAACCAGACAAGAAACACAAACCAGUACGUAAAGCUGUGCAGACCUACGGUCACUCUUCUGGUUCUAAGGUUAACAGGAAACAUGCUCCGCCUGCUGUCCCACUGAGGAAGAAGAAUUCACCUUUAUUUAAGGCUGAAGCAAAGAAAUCUGAACCUGUGGCCAAGAAAGAAAUUCAGACAUAUUUACAAAGUGAGAAGAUGAAUAAAGAAGGAAUAGAUCACGUUAAACCACUGGAAACAAAUAGUGAGAAAUCAGCAGCAGCAGAGGAGGAUCUAGCACCAUUGCCUGGUCCCAUCACUGCUACCAUGAAGGUUAAAGAUCUGGCCCGAAUGUUUUCAGUCAUGAUGGAUGAAGAACAAGCAGCAUGGCCAAAGGAGACAUUCAGAACGAAACUCAAACACUCACAGGUGAAGGAUCUGGCGCAGAUGUUUUCAGACAUGGCACCACAGGACAAAGCAAUCUGACCAAAGAAGAUGACUAGUCUGCAUGAGAGAGAGUCUCGAAGACUCAUGCAUUCCUUCUAACCAGCUUAUUUUCAGCUCAACAGAAGACUGAAGAAUGAACUCUUUUCUUUUAAUUAAUCAAAGAACUCUAUUUUAAUAAAGCUAAUCCAUCAAAGUGUUAGUCAAUGAAUAA